UGGCUAUGGAGGGCAGCUGAUCCUGCUCUACAGCUGCAUGACUUACAUCGUUAUUCUGUCCUGGGCUCUCUUUUAUCUGCUGUUCUCCUUUAGCUCCCAGCUGCCCUGGAGCACCUGUGACAACGACUGGAACACUGUGGAUUGUGUGGACUUCAAGACAAAGAAUCACACUUUGGGGGGCAGCAACCACACCAACGGGACAUCAGCAGCUACAGAAUUCUGGGAACGUAGAGUGUUGAACAUAUCAAGGGGCAUUGAUGAGAUCGGAAGCAUCAGGUGGGAGGUGCUUCUGUGCCUCAUCGGUAUGUGGAUCAUAUGUUACUUCUGCAUCUGGAAAGGAGUUAAAUCUACCGGAAAGGUUGUGUAUUUCACCGCAACCUUCCCGUAUGUCAUGCUGCUCAUCCUUUUGAUCCGUGGAUUAUCUCUUCCUGGAGCCAGACAAGGGGUGGUGUUCUAUCUUCUGCCAGAAGUGUCGCGACUCACGGACCCUCAAGUAUGGAUGGAGGCCGGCGCCCAGAUUUUCUUCUCAUACAGCAUUGGUGUGGGCACUCUCAUUGUAUUGGGCAGCUAUAACACUUACGACAACAACUGCUACAAAGACUCCUUGUGGCUGUGUUUACUCAACAGUGGUACCAGUGUGGUGGCUGGCUUCGCCGUCUUCUCUGUGCUGGGGUUCAUGGCUCAUGAACAGGGAGUUCCCAUUGCAGAAGUAGCCGAGUCGGGUCCAGGCUUGGCGUUCAUUGCUUACCCUCAGGCGGUGGCCAUGAUGCCGCUGCCUCAACUGUGGUCCAUCUGCUUCUUCUUCAUGAUCCUGCUCCUGGGCCUGGACACACAAUUUGUUGCAAUGGAGGUGGUGAUGACGUCCGUCGUGGACAUGUUUCCCACAGUGAUGCGCCGGGCAGGCAGGCGGGAACGUUUCCUCCUCCUCUUUUGCCUCAUAUGUUUCUUCUCCCAGCUCAUCAUGAUCACAGAUGGAGGGAUGUAUUUCUUCCAGGUAUUCGACUACUACGCCUGCAAUGGAGCCUGCAUCCUCUUUCUGUGUGUGUUUGAAAGCUUGGCAGUGGGCUGGAUAUUUGGAGCAGAGCGGCUGUACGACAUCAUCGACAACAUGACGGGCGAGCGAGCCAACCCUUUCUUCAAAAUCUGCUGGUGCUACAUCACCCCCAUCAUUUCGCUGGGGACUUUUAUAUGUUCACUAGUCAAAUACCAGCCUCUGACCUUCAAUCGCUGGUACGUGUACCCAACGUGGGCCUACAUGGUGGGCUGGGUGCUGGCCCUUUCUUCCAUCCUGCUGGUUCCGGGCUGUGCGCUGUACAAGCUGAGCACCAGCAGUGGAACCUUCUAUCAGCGUUUCCAUCGUCUGUGCCGGCCCGAGCAGCCUGACCACUCGGUGACCCGAAAAAAUGAGACGGUACUGCAACCCAUCACUGAUGAGUAUCUGGAAUGAGUCACAGGAAGACAAGCACAAUGUAUCCCACUGGAUAUCCUACUAUUGUUUAUAUUAUCUAUGUAUGCCAUUAAUUUAAUGCACGUGCAAGGACAGAAAGCAUACAUUGUGGUGCACUUUUAAUCAGUGAAAAUCAUAUUCUCCAUGAAUCAACUUGAUAUUUUGCCCAAAUGUGAAAUAAAACAGUGGCCUACACAAUUUUAGACACCAUACUCUCACAGUGUGUGCU
Messenger RNA from Doryrhamphus excisus (bluestripe pipefish), 1676 nucleotides. Its product is annotated as sodium- and chloride-dependent GABA transporter 2-like. Lineage: Eukaryota; Metazoa; Chordata; Actinopteri; Syngnathiformes; Syngnathidae. The record is from RefSeq and is a predicted model, not a curated record. Gene Ontology annotation, cellular component: cell projection; plasma membrane. Gene Ontology annotation, biological process: nitrogen compound transport; sodium ion transmembrane transport; amino acid transport. Gene Ontology annotation, molecular function: gamma-aminobutyric acid:sodium:chloride symporter activity.